Molecule: messenger RNA, 1310 nt
Organism: Eleginops maclovinus (Patagonian blennie)
Lineage: Eukaryota; Metazoa; Chordata; Actinopteri; Perciformes; Eleginopidae
Gene: clrn2
Product: clarin 2
Exons: 4
Coding region: 131-832 (233 amino acids)
Source: RefSeq, a predicted model, not a curated record
GGAGACUUACCUCUGCGUCACAAGCUCUGACGUCAUCGCGCACUACUAAACUCAUGGUGAUCGCCGAGUGUGCGUGGUGGUCGCUGCCCGGUGUAGUGUUACCUUCCUCCGGGCACCAUGGGCUCGUAAGAUGCCUUCGCUGUGGAAACGGAUAACCUUCUCCGCGGCCUCGGUGCUCUGCGUCGGCUCGGUGGUGCUGCUGGUCGUGGCUCUGUCCACGGAGCGCUGGGUCACCGGGCGGAUCCUGUGCAAAACCGGGGCAGAGAUAGUGAACGCUUCCCAUCCUGAGAUGGAGCUGUUCAUCGGGCACAUUUACUACGGUUUGUUCCAGGGAGGCAAGACCAAGAAGUGUGGGCUGGGCAACAGGCGGUCCAAAAUAUACAUUUUCCCAAAUCUGGUGCGGACAUUGAACAGUGGCCUCCACAUGAUGGUGAUCCUCUUCCUACUGGUGGCUGUGGGCUUCGCUCUGGUCAGUCUGUCUUUCUGCAUUUACAACGCACGAAAAGUUCCCUACCAGAGCAUCAAGGGGCACAAAGGACUCUACCUGUGGAACUUCAUUGCUGCUUUCUUUGCUUCCCUGGGCCUGCUGUGUUUCCUGGCAGCUGUGAGGCACCACAGUCUGACGGAGCGGGUAGCCAAUCAUCGAGAGAACCUCUUCGUGCUGGAUGUGCUGGACGACAGCCUGGACUGGUCCUUCUGGCUGGGAGUGGGCAGCAUUGCAUCUCACUUUGUCGUCUGUGGAGUGGUUGCAAUGAGCCGGAUCAAACUGCCUAAACCAGAAAUCAAGAAACCUGAAGAACCCACCAUCUCUUCUCUGGACCUGCUUUACUGAGGUACCAGCAGAGGAGCAUUUACUGGAGCAUAACACAAUGACUGACAGUGAAACCAACCCUGUGGACAGUGCUCUUCCACUUAAUGAAUGCAAAAAGUCCUGCAGCACAAACUUUCUUUUGCAUUCUGGACAUCAUUUAUAGAUGAAAAAUGUAAAUAAAUCAUUAUCAUUGUCAUUACAUGUAUAGAAUGUCAUUAACUGAUGUGUUUAUUAGUCACUUUCAACCUUCUCAAGUCAGUUUUUACAAAAUGAUGUUAUAAUACAGUAUUCUAUACCCUAAUAGAAAGUGUGAAGUAUGCAUGAAUAUUAGGGAGUUAUGUGUUAGAGUAAUAAUUCAAAUCCACAAAAAGAACAAUACCAAAAAUAAUCACAAAAUAAUUAUAUAAUUUUACCAACACUAAAGGAUUUUUAUCACAACUAUCAGAUUGGUUAUAAAGUAUUGGACAGCCUACUAACAAACUUGUGACACAUACAAAAC